Molecule: messenger RNA, 951 nt
Organism: Amaranthus tricolor (Joseph's coat)
Lineage: Eukaryota; Viridiplantae; Streptophyta; Magnoliopsida; Caryophyllales; Amaranthaceae
Exons: 2
Coding region: 115-732 (205 amino acids)
Source: RefSeq, a predicted model, not a curated record
AAGCGAAAACAAAUUGCCAAACAAUCAGGAACAAGAGGGUUAACAAAACCAUUCACAAGUUUGUGACUUUCCGCUUCCGCCAUAGUUGGCAAUUGGCAAAGCACAUAAACUUUAAUGGAGCAGCACAGAGAAAACGAAGAACAGUCAGAAACCACCCCUCUUCUGAAUCCAGAACCAAUUUUCAAAGAAGAAACCACCCCUUCAACACCAUUAAUAGAAGAAGAAAACUCAGAUCGAGCUAAAAAAUCGGUGCGAACGAAGAUACCUGAAGUGGAAUUGCAUGUAUAUCGCCAAGGUAAAGGUCCAAUUUCUGUCAUGAAAUCCAGUUUAGGAGGUUGGGAUCAAGAUCAAUUGGAAGUACGUGAUAUCUUAGAACAGUUCGGAUUUAAGUCGAUUUAUGCCUAUAAUCCUAAUGAUGGAGAUCGUGGUGUUCCUAUAAGGUUUCAUCCUAGGAAUGGCCGUUCUAUUCUCCCUUACAAAGAUGGUUCUGUUAUUUACAUUGAUGGCGAACCCAAGGACUCCUUGAUCAAACCUGUUACGAGGAUUGUGGUUGGCGUGGCCAUUAUAACUAUCUUGAUAGCUAUCGUGGUGAGUGAAUCACCAAAGUGGGCUGAAAAAUUUAGCUUCAAGGGUAUGCGAAUCUCACCCUGGAUUCUUACAUGUGCAAUAAUCAUCUUUACUCGCAUGAGGAAGCGUACGAAGGACUUUUGCAAGAAUCGUGGUUGGUGUUAGAUAAAUGUGCUUACACUUUCAAAGCUAACAUUUUUUCUCUCUUUUUUGUGCAAUAGUUUUUUUCAAUAAAUUAUGUAACUGGAUUCAACAUGUAACUAAUUUUUUUUACGCUUCUGUCGAGCUCUAGUCUCAUGCAUACGUCGUAAACUAAUCAACCGUACCGUUCUGUUCAAUUUCAUUUGCGUUAUGCAUAAAUCAAUAUAAUGAUGUGAUGCGGUA